GCAGCUCCGACCGCUCGCGCCACGAGCGAGACAGAGCACUCGGAAAUCUAGUCACGGUCACAACAGCCAGCCACCGUUUAUAAUCGCUGAUCGAAAUCGAAUCGUCCGCAGAUCGUGUCGCGACUUCGUCCUGGUCGCAUCUCGACCACCGGCUCCGGUUCCAGACACGCAUAAGGGUAGCAAGCAGGAGGACGCGUGGAUCGUUCGCAGUCGAUCGCAUAAACGCGACCACCCUCUUCACACAUGAUACCGACGGAAAGGCGGGAAACCUCGCGAUCGUAUUCGAUUGUGGACACUGCGGUGGGAUGAGAGUAUGCCCCUCUGCAUCGCAGCACAUCGUCCAGACGCAGUAGAACACCCGCGGCGAUCACGGGACCACGGGGACGACGGGCCAGUGUCGCUACCGACAGGCCUGUCGAUUUACCGCAAACAAGUCCUCGAGGGACAAUGGAGCGGCAAAGAUCUCCCCGGGAGACCUUCAUAACGGAUAUUGUUUUGAACAACGAAACGGAAUUCGAUCAGACCGUGAACCAAAGGAUGCCGGCGGAGAGGGACGGAUCGAGAUACGUCCUAAACAUGAACAGAAGCUCGAGGAACUCGCUGGUUGCAGAGGAUUAUUACAGGAACCCGGGAAAUGGCGGUCGUAGUCCGCGGAACAGCUUGGUGCCAGGAACUGGAUUGACAUCGGAUAUGGUGUACGGUUCGCGGCAUUCGGUCCACGACGCCGGGCUAAGCCCUAGGAACUCGCUGGUGCCGGACGUGGCUUAUAAUCGCAGCCCCAGAAACAGCAUGGCCGGCUCUCGGACGUCUUUGAUGUCUGAGAACGGGAACCCGGUGCCUAGGAGCCCCAGGCAUUCCAUUGUGCCGAACUCGUCGCGCUGCCCUCGCGGCAGCAUCACUCAUAUGGAACUAGUGGACCGCAGCCCGCAGAGAAGUCCUCGCGAGUCGAUAGCGUCGGAAUAUCUGAACCAAGGUCCAAGGAACUCGUUGACGCCGUACGAACCAGUUGCCAGCAGAACACCGCGCGGAAGCAUCAGCGUGAACGACGCGCCACGAGGAAUGGUGGUGGUCAACGGAGACGAGGUGAGGCCCCCGCGACGUAACAUCGAUCCCGACAUCAUCGACAGAACACCGAGGGGCAGUCUGGGCGGCCUGCCUGAGAGACGACUCACCAAGGCAAACAUUAUGGCUCAGGAUCCGCGGAGGGCUUCUGCUGAUCAAGGUGUGAACGCCAAUCGAAAUUCGUCACCAUACAGGGAGAAAUCAGGCGGAAAUAUGGUCCAAAUGAAUUUGGGAUAUGGAUUGAGUGGCUUCACGGACUCCCGACGAGCCAGCAGCUCCGUGUCACAGUUUUCAGGUGACGAAUCGCGCCGAUUAUUCAACAACGGCGUCAAGGCGCCGGAGCACAAGUCGGAGAACGGCAAUUUUAAUGGAAUCACGUACGGCUCCGUUGUCUUUCAACUGAAGGACGCGAACCUCGAAGCGAAUGGCAGCUGCGACUUCGUCUUUCGCGCUUUGAAAGUUGUCUGCAAAACCCGAAUCGUGACCGACUACUUGGUGUUGCUGUCUUUGCUGCCAGUUUUGAUGCUGAUACUCGGCUGGAAGUAUUCUAGAAAUUGUCCCGUAGAAGAACGGAUUCCGAUCUACAUGAUUAUAGGCGGGAUUUUCGGGAGCAUGUUUAUGUUCCUUAUAACAUACUCGCAGAUACGGUCAAGGAGGCCUGAGAUACUGUCAGUGCAGCCGGCAGGAUCUCAGAUAUCAUUUGUAAAACUUAUCAUCUUCUUGCUGUCAUGCUUCCUGGUGGUAUGGUUUGCAAUGGGAAACUAUUGGAUACUCCAUAUAAUGUGGCCUCCGCACAGGGCAGGACGUUACAAACCGAAUGAGUACUGCGACAAGACGUUGUAUGUUUUCUCUAUGGUACAUCUCGGAGUAAUCUAUCUGACUUUCGCGAUCAUAAUAUUUACAAUGGUGAUCCUGGCCUCAUUCAGAAUCCUCGGCUGGUGGUUGCCGGAAAGGUAACCACGAAGACUCAUCCAAGAAACAACAGUGAUAUCCGGUGACGAAUUAAUGCAAACAAGGGAAAGCAGUUGCAAUGAAGGACACAGUCGUAAGACGGUCACAUACGAGGACAUACUGAUGACCAGUUGGAUUCCGCAUCAUGAUAAUGUGAUCACGGGCACCGAAAAUCCGAUGAGAAAGAGACUUCGCGGAUGAGGAUCCAGAAAUUUAAGGGGUAACGUACAUCUAGGCAGAUAAGAAAACCUAUUUUCCGACAAAAAAAAUGUAAUUACCGACGCAUUGUUUCCAAAAUCGGCACUAAAGAUCUGUGGAAGACGAACGGGUCGACUAAAAUUUCGUGUAAUCGUUUUCAAAGCGUUCAUUUAACACCCAUCUACUUUAUUCCCAGCAAUCCUACACUUAACAAUCGUCUCUGAUGAAACUCGUAUUUUUACGUAUCAUACAACUGCCAUUUUUCAAAAACAUUCCAAACGCAACCAUAUAUUCUUCAUUCCUUCUUUUUCGAUCCUAGAUUGCGUAACCUCUUAAGAAAACUAUAAAAACUAACUCACAUCCGCGGCGAGAAUACUAGACAGCUGGCUGAUUAAAACUGAAGAAAUCUAAAUUCACGUCGACACGAAGUCGGACAAAAGUCGCACGGCACGUACGAAUUUUGUCUGACAUAUCGCGUUUCUUACAGUCCAAAUACUUUUAAACAAGAACGUUGCUCGAGCUAAAUAACGCAAGAGCUCUAGAAAAAGAACAACUUCUAGGUGGCGUUAUUCCCCAUUGACCUUGAUUUCCAUAGAUGUCUUACAUAGCUCUGCAGUCCGAUCACUCGAUUCAUUUGAAAGACCGAGUUAUUUUCGAUCAGUGUGAAACCUUGAUGUUUGUUGUGCAUGUCCCUCUUAAAGAUCGAGGUGACAGAACGCGCGCCUCGUUGUUAUCGGUGUCAAAUCAAGACGAUGUUCUGCGUUUAUGUCUGAUGUCAAGUCGUUUAUUGUCCGUGGAGAUUGUAACUAUGAUAAUCAAUCUGAUCCAAUUUUCAAGCUUAAUUCUGGAUGUGUUUGUCUGUAAACUAUUUUAAGAGCAAGGCAAGCGUAUCGUUCUUCGUUCCGGAUAGGACGAGGGGAAGGUGGAAUCAUGUCGCGCGGGAGGAUACACAAAAUGGCAGUUCUCGAUUAUUCGCUCGGUUUAGGUGAACGCGCGCUAUUACGGCGCAACGGAUCGUCAGCGGCCACACUGGCCAGGGGAGGGAAUGACCUUUGUCAAUUAAAUCAGUUUGUCACAAACUGUAUUUCGCGGCAACUUUAACUGAAACAUAUAUUCUAUAUGUAAAUAUAUAAAUACGUGUACACUUGUAUGUUAAAUUAAUCGUUAACGGGGGUGAAUCGACCAAUGAGAGAACGGAAUCGGCAGGCAUUUUCUGGGAGCACACGAAGCACGGAACGCGUUCAGGGAACUGGAAGUCUCUCACUUGCCGCAGGUCAUCGGGUUGAGUUUACGUUCGCGUGGAAAGUUCGUCGGGCUGCGCAACUUGGCCGCAGUAGAACCACUCCGCUUUAUUAAAUUUCUUCGAUAUAAAUAAUUCCGAUUUUCUUUUGGAUCGAUACCGCCGUUUCUUUUCGCGAACUGUUACUCGAAGUUCUGGCACUUUCAUUGAAAUUCGAUGUAUACAUUUCAUAGGAUAGCUAAGGGAAGAGAACAUAACGAAGAUACAUUGGUUUUCUGAAUAUCGCAUCGCGUGUCACGGUUUUAAUCCUAGUACGGCAAAGUCACUUUCGACUAGGAAUUGAAGUACUUUCUGCAAUCACUUUAUCUUUGAUGUGUAGAUAUGGUAACAUCGAUUUUUAAAUGUUUGUGUAGACUUUAAACGACCGCGCCUUUAAAAUUGAAUUUGUCUUUUACUCUCUGAUAAUAUUUCUUGGAAAUAACUCGUAGAUUACACAUAUAGACUACCUUGUUAUAUCAUCAAUUCAUCUAUAUAUUGAAAAAGCUACGGAAGAUACAGAUACGUUAGUAACAAUUUCCUUGCAGUGUUCUCGAAUACGAAUUCGUCUUUGAUUGAAUAACUCUCGUAGUAUCAAAUGUAUGAAACCGUGAAGAACGUUACAAGAUUAUCAUUAACUUAAUGCAUAUGAAAUUGCCACUUCUCAUUGUACAAAUAUUUCUUCCGUUUUUUUUUACGAACCAACUUUAACAAUCAUUAUUGUCGUAUCUUUGUUUCAAACGCUGAAACUGGAUCUGCACAAUCGGCAAUUUCAUAUGUACCGAUCCGUUCAUAAUUGUAUAACAUUGUCGGUUAGCUUCUCCGGCCAAUUGCGCGUCCGACGUCCACGAUUGCGCGGUGAUUCGAACACGGGUCCAUAUUAUAUCGUCCAUUCCAGUAGGUGUAACCAGUCCGUAUCGUGUGUCCAUUUUAUCAAUGUAAAAUGUGUGUGAACCGUCUUCGUCUGGACGAACUUGUCCGCGGCGAUUGCGUUCGUUUAGUGUUAGUCAAAAGAGAUCGGCAGGAUCUCGAGCCCCAACUGUUUCCUCCCCAAGAUGGAACACGCUUCAAUCGCGAGACAUCGACGUCAACAUCGAAUCGGCUCGGUCUCGCGACGAGGAACGUGAAUUUUUCUUGUAUAAUCGAAGUUCGUGUGCGAAACUGUUGUGAAGCCGAGCGGCUGGUCAGCGAUGUCCGGUGCACCGUGAUAAAACGUAUCCACGAGAAUAAACUCGUGAAACAUCAGUCACGUGUGCGAACCGCUUACGAAACGAAGUACAAAUAUAAUGACAGUAAAUCAAGGGGGUAACGAGACACAAGAGGAUAAAGUCGAACGUUUCGUGACAACCGUUUCGCGUGAUAGAUAAGUCGUAGGUGUGUUAGUAAGUACAGUGGUCCUUGCUUAAUAUUGGUUCAAAGAACGAUAAUGAAUUGUCUGUAGCACUUGAAAACAUAUUAAGAGACACGUGGUUAAAGGAAAAUGCUCAAAAUCGUGAAAAAAUAAUAAGAGGUUCGUGCCCAUUAUCAUUUAAUCAAUAUCUACGCAAUUUAAUCGAUAUUCUCUUCUAGAAUAUUCCAAAAAUGAUUGGUCGCAAUUGAUAUUUUACACAAUAAAUUAUAGAAAUUUUUGGGAAUCACCAGUUAUCGUUUCCCUCGUUUGUAUCGCUGAAAUAAGAAACAGCGAAGAUAAAUAAAACAGAGGGAAGGAUCCGGAACAAAUAAACCAAUUACCAGAGGAAACUACGCGUCUGUUAAGCGAGGACUGUUGUACGCUACGGACAAAGGAGAGUAACAACCAGAGAUUUGUUCGCGACGAAUACUUACAAACACGAUAAAAGGGACCUGACUGCGGAGAUUGCCAUUUUCAUUGGGGAACUUUGUAGGACUUUUCGCGGUGACUUUUCAGGUGUGUCUCGUGUAAUCUUUGAGAGCGACUUCCUAGGGUAAGGGUGGGCAACGUAUGAUUUCGCACGUGAUGUUCGGUGGUUCAGGAUUCGAAGAAGAACACGUUCGAACUUCUCCCGGGUUCAAAAUCGCGAAAUCGUUAUGGGAAAACGGCGAUCGGUGUAUGGAUACGGUCCGAAAGCGAAUCUCCCGUAGAAAGGACAUCGGGUACACUGUCUGUCCACAGCAGGAUCACCGCAUAUUUCGUCACCGAACGCUCAAACUGCAAUCACGGGAAUCAACCUACUCGAUAUACGUGGGUUGUUCAAUGUGUACAGCAAAGUCUGGAUUGGUGAAUGUGCGAAUUUCGAUUUCCAUCGAUGAAUCUCGAAUGGUUAAUGUGCCGUUCGAGGGGUUGAUCUGUUCGUGUCACUAGCGGGCGAAGCAACGGGACACUGUCUCACUGGUCUAGACUUGAGUACUGCGCGAAUGCACCGAGAAAAUUUGUAUUCAUUAUCGACGAUCCUAUAUUUUUCUACGUUUUCCAACAUUUUCAUGGCGCACACUUUAUAUCGAGAGAAUUUACGUAAAACUUUCAAGAUUUCUACUGCUGCCUGACAACUGUCUAUGAAUAUUAUUCAGACAGCAAUUCGGGUUUUUGUGGAUUAACUCUUUGCACUCCUAAGGCGACUCUCGUCAUUUGUCUGGAAAAGAUUAUCGUCUACAUAUCAAACUUUGUAUAAUGCAUCGAUACGUGGAGUUCUGAAAUGAAAUAAGUUUGUUCCUUAACUAUAUGCUUUCUCAUUAGUAAGUUUCCGAGAAUAUCGUUUACAUGUCAUUAGAAAACGUUGGAUAUUUCUAGUGGAAAACUUCCGAGCGCAAAGGGUUAACUGGCGAAAAGAGAACGAAUCUAUCAAAUACGUGACGUACGUUGAAUUAGAAUGAUAUUAACAUGACUUUAUUACGUGUUUUUUAUAUGAGUAAAAUGAGUGUAGAAAUUCAGCAGAGAAUUAAGUAGGAAGUUACUCGGGAGCCUAAUGUUUUGAACUAAUCGCGAUUAGAGAAAUACAAUGUCGUCGAGAUGGAUCGAAAUUUAACAAAGGAAUUCCCAGCGUUUAUUGAACGGCCCACGUAGAAAACUUGUUUCUUCGUUUCAUUGAUUUCGUUGCGCCAUUACCGCCGCGGCGGGACGCGCACCAUCCAGCACGAACACAACCAUCGAACCUUUCGCAGCAGAAAAUCGCGUUGAACGAUCAACGAAACUGAUGAUUCCAGUAGCGGCGAAGCUACAUUUCAUUAGAUGCAUGCACUUACUUACGUUUAGUAGCGUUCGGGCUAUUCCUGAACCAAUUAGCUAUUUGUGUUAUCAUUAUCGCCGUUCAUGGCCGUGCGUGAGCGCGUGCGCGAGGGUGUGCAUGGGCGCGUGAAUGAUACACGUGUGCAUCGCAGCAUCUGCUGAAUUUCGGAUCGGAGCCGGCGAUCCAGUUCGGCCAUUUCCCGGAAAAUACUAACGGAAACGUUGUUUCCUCUAAAUCCGUGGAAACGUUGUUUCCUCUAAAAUUAAUCGCUCAUCAGUUUCUAGAUUGUCAUUCAAUCGGGCAUUUCGGUUGAAUGCACCGUUCCUUUUAUACCCUCCAUCCGUUUGUAGUUUAUUUUCUGUCGAUCGAGAGAUAAUUGGGGAAAAUACACGAAAAUGGAAAACGUCAGAAAUGUUCUGCGAAAGAAAAUUAAGCCUUCGAAGGUAUUUUCAAAAGGACCAUCGGAAUUCUACGAAUUUCAUUAGAUUUUUCCACUUUCAUUUUCUUCUUAUAACUUCCAUUUUUUCCCCAUUUUCCAUUUAUUUCAAUCACAAUUCUUUGAACCAGAAAAUAAUUGGUAUCUAAUUUUGCGAUGGGAGCACAGAUUCGGAUAAAUGGGGAGACAAUUUAAUCGGGUUUUGUAGCCUGGCGUUCGACUAGUCGCAUGGAAUCGACAGUCGAGUGAACCUACGAAAUUCCGAUAUCCUAUCGGAAUGACAAUAUUCGGGGAAAAAUAUUUUUGCGCGUGGAACAGAUCACGGCCUCGAAAUUUUUGGUCGGGGCAAGACGCGAAACACGGAAAAUUGAAUUAAGCGACGUUUCCACGAGUCCCAGUGGCCGAUGAACCGGAUGUUAGCGUAUACACACAUACAAAAAUAUCUCCCGAUAGUCGAGAAAGGGAAAUCGUGUCUUGUGGUCGGAUAACGGCGUCGAAUCUCGUCGUUUCCUUUCAACGGAUCGCGGUCAUCCCUCGGUUAGUCGUAAGAAUUAACAAUUCUGUUGAUAUAUCGAAUGUUAACGUCUCGUUGGAUUUAUAUAGAAUAGAGAGCUUAUUUAUUUUUAUACUAUGAAUCGUUUGAUAGCGUUCGAUCUACUUAAUUGAAUAACACGCGACGACGGGUAGUGGCUGCUCAUUAUUGGCCCGCGGAACUUCUUCAUUUACUUUGCGAUCGCUGGAUCGUGGAGGUUUCUGCGCACACACGAUCAUACGGUCUAAUUUGUAUAAAUUUGGAUCUGAACCUUUUACAAUAGAAUACGAACUCACUGCAUUAACAAAUUAUACUACUUGAAUGUAAUAUUUGGAAAUUAAUUUUUAUACUUUUAUUGUAUAAAAGUUUCAUUGACAUCUGGAACUUAAUUUUUGUACAUUUAUCUCAUGAAAGUUUUAUUAACCCUUUGCACUCCGAACCAUUCUGGACGUUGGCUACCAGCUACUCAGCGCGCCUUUGCGGCAGAAACGUGCAUUUACGGACCCGCAUAUUAUUUAGUGUUGUUUCGGAACCAAGUAACGUAUUAUAAUGAUAUUGGACUUAUAUGAAUCGGUUGACAUCAAGGAAUGUAUAUUUGCAAAAAAAUCAAUAUUUUAUUAUUUAUAAUUUUGUACAGUGUGAUAAACCGUUCUUCCGUAUCACUUUCAUCGCUAUCGCUAUCUUUGAAAAUCUUUUCCUCCAGUUUUAAAUUUGUUUAUUUAUAUUUAUAAAUAUAAAUAUUCUACAAACUCUCCUUAUCGCCCUUUUCAAGUGGCGCCGAGAAGUGCUCGGACCGUCGUGAACACGCUUCUCACGUUCUCUUCUGACACAAAACCUGCUGACAUUUUUUUUAUAUAUCUCAGUAAUUUUACUAUAUUUUGAUUUGAUUUCUUGUGCCAUUUCAAGAGAAAACUUCAGGGACACGUGCAUGUCUCAAAAAGUUGCGCUGAAAUAACUUAAUUCCCCGUAAUCACUAAUAAACUUUAAUGUCCCUUGAGAGGGAACAUCCGAGUGGUAUGCUAGAAUUACGAUGUCCCCUGAGAGGGGACAGCGGAAUGCAAAGGGUUAAUAUUUGGAAAUUAUUUUUAUAAUUUUAUAUAAACUCAAGUCAAUUAGAACGGCGAGGUAAAAGAAAAACAAUCGUUUUAAACGUUGAUCUUUCACUUUCGAUUUCGUCAAACAAAUUAUUCCCAUUUUAUAGAAUUUUCAUGAGUGUUGAAAUUCAAUUUUAUUUAGCUUUCUACGAAACCGACGACAGGUCUUAAGCAGUCGUGUGUAUUGUGAAUGCACAAAAUCCACCGUCUAGCGACUAAAAGGUGCGGUACUUACUCUAACGAUCAGUUAUUGAGUUUACCGGUGAUUAACUGACUGUUCUAUGGCUAAUUAAAUUCGCGUACCUGUACAUAUGCAUCAUAGUAAAUCUAUAACUCAUAUACACGUGUGCGUGUGUGUAAAUGACCGUACGUUCGAAUGUCUGUACACGUAUGCAUGUCCCAUACGUAAUAUUAUAAAGUAUCAUAUAAUUAAGACAUUUCCGAGAUGCGUGAAGUGCGUUUAGAGAUAUCGCGUCGUAAUUAGUAGAUGAUAGGAUUAUUUUCACGCACUACGUCACAAAUUGUGGUACAGGCUUUAAUGUAGCAUUCACCCUCCUAACACGAUCGAGCGUUUCCCUGUUUCGCCACCGAAAAUAGCCAUGGGAGUCAGACAAACGAAAAUCAAUUUCUUCCGCAAUAUCUGCGUAUUCAUCGGAAUUUCUAUUCGAAUUUCUAUUCGAUUUUCACUUGAAUAAACCAGAUACAGUAAAUCAGCUUUCGAGCAAGAUCCUUUAGUCAUUACUUUUCUUAUCUACAUUUUGCAAUAAUUGGCUCAUAACAAUUUAUAUUUGCAAAAUUUAUUUUAAAUCCUAUUACUUUAUUACUUAUAUAGCGUCUAUAUUAAUUGAUUCACAUCAAUUUAUAUUCAUAGAAACGAUCAUAGUGCAAACGCGUAACAAUUCGGUUGAUUGUUUCUGAAAAAUGUCAAGGAAAGCCUUAACCGCUCGAUUAAAUGAUUCAGCGUUUCAUAAAAGCGGUCAUCAUGUUACUUGGCAUAAUUCUAUACCUGACAUUCCACUGACACCGCGUACAACCCUCGACGAUUAGACAGUGGUGGCUCCCAACGCUGUUCACAGCGACGAUAAAACCCAUUGCAUACAUUGAUUACAUUUUUCUACACGCGGUUUGCACCGUUCCGCCGCGAACUAGCACGAAUCGCGUCGUUCCGGUGUAUACCUCGCGAUCGACCGCGCUCAGAACGUGAAUGACUGACACACUGUGCGCGAAAUCGGCGUCGACAAAAAAAAGGGUACCUCUUGGGACACGGCGGCCUCCGUUCACGGAACACUGCGCGUACUUUUGUGUGAUAUCGUUCGAAGGCGACCGCUAACACUUCAUCGACCGUGAACACCAAUCGGCGAUCUAGAACAUCUUGUUUCCUUCGUAGCUGCAUAGUAACAAGUCAUUUCAAUUCGUUUACGGAAUUACAGAACAGAACAGAACUACAGAAACACUUCUUGGCAUCUGCUAAGCAUUUCUAAAGGAAAUCUUAAACACUAAAGCUUCGACAAACCGUGAACGUUUUGCUUACCCAGAAGGAUUUACCCUUUAUCUUCCAAAGCUAUUUAUUAGAGUACUAUAUAUAAAGAUCCUCGAUCUAACGAUAAUAAUUUGGAAAUAUAUAGAAUCAUAAUUCUGAAUAUUUCACAUGGAAUUGAACGGAAUGAAGGAUCAUGAAUUUUUAGUAAUUCGGAAUCAAGUACCUCUUAAUUAACUCAUGAAACGUAGACUUCUAGGGGACAUAGGAUAACUCGUUAUUUUAACAAAUGAAUAGCGAUUAGGUAGGUUUCGCUGUUCAGUUACUCGCAAUGAUAGGAGUGCCGGUCGUUGAAACGUUAAUUCCUACGAUUGCCGCGAGCGCGAAAACGAAAAAAACGUUUGUAAACGUAGGAAACGUGUCCACGAUUCCUAGACAACGGUGGGCGCCUAUUAAUUUUCCUCUGUCAAUGUAGGACAACGAGGAAACGGUUUGCCCUCUUCUUUUCAGUUCACUGUGCAGUUUUUCGAAUAAAAAAACAGAAAACAAUACUCAACUACGCGCGACGCGAAUGGCAUCGAUUGACGCGGGGGAUCAUAUGGGAUAAUACGAAUUCGGGACUCGAUUUCAAUACGCGAUUGACUCGAGUGCGCUAUCGAUGGAUUGCUCGGAAGAGGCGGCGGGUAUUAUGGCACAGAUCUUCUAUAAAUUUGGAACGUUAUCCCCUUACGGUGAAUGCAAUUGCAUCGUGCAAUGCCGUACCUUACCGUAAUUUUCGUUUCUAUCGAAUGUAGAAUCUAAUGAUAUGUUAUCAUGGCUGAAUAUAAUCUCUAAAUUUAAAAGUGGCAGCAAGUUUCACGAAACAAAGGACACUUAAAUUUGAAUACUUACUUUCAUGAUACUAUAAUACAAUACUUUCUGAUUUCCGUCGCAUCUACAAUUUGAAAAUAUUAUCUGAUGCUGGCGUCUAUUACGACUGCGGGAUUUGAUUAAUUCGAAACAUGAAAAUUAUCGAGAAAUGAACGGAAUGCAAGCUUCCAUCGAACUAUGUAAAAAAACUUUUACUUUAUCGUGAAUUUAUUGAAUUUAAUCACAGUGGAUGUUGAAUUAUACUCAAUAAACGACGGUUUCUUGAAAUUUUUCGGUGAAAACGUGAACUCGUAUGAACUUCAGCGUUUAUUUUGUUACACCGAAAGUGACAAGUGAAGCUGCAUAUUUUCCGACACAUUUAAUCAUUAAACUAGAAGAAGAAAAUAGAAAUUAUAGAAUCUAACAAGUAGCUGUAGGUGAUAGACAAAAGUAUGGGUUUCUAAGCGAUCACGAUUUUAUAUAUCCAAUAACUGGGUCGUUCGCCUAACAUGUCUAGGUACUAGCUUAAAUCCCUCAGCUAAAAUCGAUCACCGGUUACAUUAAUCUAUCUAAAAUUAAACAUGGAAAAUGCUUUUAAGUAAUCUCUCGUAAUAGCGUUUUCGAUAUUGAAUAAACGUCCCAAGAAACGGCAAAAUCCAAAGAAAACGUUUUAUACGGGGUGCUGCUUCCAAACUUUCUGUUGUUACGGUUUAUCGACGCGUUAAUCAGAUAACUUUUCGAGCAUGAGCUUCGACUCGGCAUUGCUCGUGAGACCAUUCAAGUGGAAUCAAGUCACACGUGUAUACAUUCAGUUUCUCGUUAAUAUCGCCGUUCGAUAUGUUCCCGUUUAUUAGCGAAAUUUCCUGAUCCACUCAAUUCGUAGAAGAAACUGACGUCCCCUAAUACGAUUUCUCGUCUCUUGGGAUUAACUCGUUCCAAAAGACGCACGGUGGUCUGGACCGAAGAGUUCAGUGACAUUUCGCUACAAAAUUUAACUUCCCGAUUCGACGUCUACCGAAUUGAUUAAUAUAAUUGAUACAAUUUAGCAAAUAGUUCUUUCCGAAGAUAACAUGUUUCGCUAAAAAACAAACAUUUUUCCCUUCGGAAUACACUGAUUGUUUUUAAAUGUUUGCAAUGGAAACUUCAUGCCAAUUUGUUUUAUGGUUGAAAGUUUAUACGGAAGUAUUAUUAAAUCCAUUGAUCUACACCACUGCGCAAUGAGGUAAUGUGAUUAAAUAAGUCCUAUCAGACGGAAAACAUAGAAUCGCGGGCUGCAUCGCGUUGUAGCUAUCAACCUAGCGGCAGUGUUGGGCAAUUUUUAUUUCGAUUAACGGUUUCAUCCAAUGAAAACCUCGUUGAUUGCUUGUAUUUGAAAACUAUCUACCGGAAGCAGACUUUCUGCCAAAGCAUUCUACCUUUGCAAAUCAGCGUAACUUCCUGUCGUCUAUUCGACGAUAUUCGUUCACAAAGAAAUAAUAAUGUCCAACGGUGAGUUUCCAUUUCUCCGAGCUGCCCGAGACGACCCAUACACGCGACGAAUCGAGCCAAAUACUAAUCUCGACGUCACCCGCGUCGGUGAAGACAGAUAAAAUCUUGUAUUAAAAGUACACUGAGUUUAUAAACGGUACUAUGACGUGUAAAAUCAUAAUACCCGACGAAACAAAUUUAUUUUUAAUUCAAACACUUCGUGAACAAAGGAUCAAUCCAGCGAAACAACAAGUAUACUUAAAAUUAAAGCAAAAAUGUUCUCAUUAUCCUUCAAACAACACAAUAUUCCCUCCGUAACUUCACGAAGCGGUAAAGGUUCGGCGAGACGCUAGAGAGUAGUAGAAACUAUUUCAUCUUCGUCGUUAGUGGCCGACAUUGGUCGAUAUUCCUCUUUCUCGAAGUAUCAAGUUACAAAUGUGACGCUAACGGGUUCAAUGCAGCGCGAUGUUACGGUGGGAACACUGUAAUACUUUAAAAACCGAUUCCAGCGAAUAAGAUACUUCAUUUUAAAGGUUAUACAUGAAUAUUAACAUGAAAUAAGCUAUUUACCAUUUGAAAUAACAUUUUACCCAGCACUGGUCUAUGACGACAUUUCCGAGGGUCCAAUCAUAGCUUACGAUUCACUAUUGGCGCAUCGAUCGCAUCACCGGCCGCACAUUCUUCUUCUCGCGUUCGGAACACAACACACCGCUUCCCCGUGACGUACAGCUCAGAACAUGAUCGCGCAUCUUCGAAAUCAUCGCAUCGCAUCGGUCCCGCACGGACUGAAUUUGGCUGCUCUUGCACCGGAUGCGUAUUCGUUCGAACUGACAUUCUGAAGAAUGAACAUGUGAAAAUGGCAGUGUACAUACUCUCAGGCAUUUGUAUGCAUGUUUGAACGCUUUGACGCAUUGACACGUUUGCUAUAUAACAACGUCACGUAUUUAUAAAGUCCAACAUUCUGCAUUUUCCUUGAGGAAAUGUAAAAUACAUUCGUUCAUAUUUUUAUUCAAAAUUGUAAUUUAUUUCGAGAAAUGAUUAAUUUCAAGUUCUUUUAUAUACAUAUAUAUAUAUUUAUAUUUUCACAAAGACGAUGCGUUUCAUUUCAUGGAAUAUUGCAACUGUGAGAAUUGCUACUGAAAUAAAUGUUAGUAGUAAACAUAUUAAGUUCGUUAGAACGACGAUUCACCUGAAUAAGCAUCCAGCGUAACCGCAGCUUUAAUCAACGAGCGUCGGCCGCGCGUCAUCCUCGCUCGAGACACGCGAGAUUUCGUAACGUUGCAACGACUGGUAAAACGUCCAGGACAUUCACACCGCGAAUUAUUUUUCUAGAAGCCACAAAGCGUUGUCCUCAUAGCACGUAGGAACUUCUCCGCGCGUGAUCAAACCUUUGAGCCCGACACGCGUCGCAGGACACUGUACAAACGUUAAAAUAACAUUUAAGGGAACUACUAACGCAUGUGCGCGGCUAAAAGGAAAUUUAUACGUGUAGCAACUAUAUUGUAAUCCUGCAGGCGAUAAAGUUUUAAUAAUAAACGAAAGAACGUGUUACGUAAUUUAAUAAAGACUCGGUGCCGUGUCGGGCGAGAAGGCGUCACCGUAAAAUAGCUGAUUAGAAAUUGUACUUUGGAAUCUCGCGUUCGGAGUGACGAUAAGCUCGGUCGUUAUACAAGGUGUACCCAUAGUAAAUAUUUCGAGAUCGGUUGAUUCGAUGAACCGAAGUAGGACGAAGAUAACAAAUGACUACAUUAUAUUAAUUUCUUUUCAAAUUAUUCAAAAUUUCUUCAAAUUCCGUUCACCAAUAUACCGCGUAUGAUGUAAAUUCACGCGUCAAGUGUACCGAGUAAUAGACAGAUAACAACUCGACUAUCACACUGCUGGGACUCUUGUUUUAAUCUUAUUCGAUCUGAAUCUAAAACAAUAUUCUACCUUGUCUCAAAUUCAUUUUCGUCUUAUCUCGAUUCGCAGAAUCACUCCUUGAAACACUUACUACAAAUCGAACACUAUGCACGAUCGAACAGUCGCGCCGUUGCACACGCCGACUACCGACUUAUGGUGGGUUCGACGUGCAUCAUCGAACCAGAGAAAAUACGUGUUUUAUUUUCUAUAAACCCCGUGAAGCAUCGACGAGUGCGAAUUCGUUCCGAUGCAGGACGAACCCCGACCCCAGAUGGGGAAGUCGUGUCACGUGAUAGCCGGCGUAUGCGGUGAAAGCGCGAGAAUUCUCGGGAAAUACGCUCGCAACUUUUCCAGCCACCUACACCGAACUUUGACGGUAAAUGUGUAUCGAUCGCAGUUUCCGCGCGUGCUGCGUCGCGACGGCAGCGAAAAGAACGCGACUGGCCGAACGUGAGGAAAUUUUCUCGAAACGGCUCUCUCGCGUGUUCCGGAAGUUCCGCCGAAGCCACGUGACACGUGCAAGGGAUGCGCGCAAUAUCCUCUCGCGUCCCAUCGGGAAUUGACGGACCGGUCGCGACCCAUUGUUCCGUUCUACCAUUACAUACGUGACACAGGAUCGUGCACCCCUUGACCACCGAUUACGUCAGUCCCGAUCGAGUUCGACCCCGCGAACUCCCGGCUUUCGUGCCAGGAACGAGGCCGGUUUUUCUUCCUUUUUCUCUCGGUUUCUCAUAAAAACAGCACCACGCUGCAAACUUUCUAGCGGUUUAUUUUGAUGACAUUAUUAAGAACGUCGCGUGAUGAAAAGGGGAGCACCUGGGAACCUGAUUGAUUCCACGGGGUUGAUAAGGGGAACUCCUACCAGAUAAUUGACACUGGAUGUUAGCCCGUUUCUGUGACCGAGAUCUACGGCGAAUUUUCUUCAGCGUUCAUUCUUCGUGGAACAACGUUGUGACAUAAUUCGAGAGAUUUCUUAUUUUGUUUUAUCUACUGUUAGCAGUUUACUCUUUGGUUAUUUUUCGACACCUUUUUUACUAGGAAAUAUUUAUAGUAUUUGGUUUAUUAGAUUGUUUAGUCUUCUAGAAGAAAAUUCAGGUCACCAUAGAAAUUUCACUAUUUUAAAGUACGAACAUUUUCGAUGUAAUGAACAAGUAUAUACUGCUUGCAAAUUUUAUUCUCCAUUAAUUCUGUUUUUUAUAUUUCGAAAUAUCUUACACUUUGAUAAAUUUGGAUUUCAAUUGCGUGUGGUAAUGCAGCUUUACCGGCAUAUAUUGUAAUUAUCAAUGUCAAUGUCACGGUAUCAACCGAACAAGUUUACCUAGUUGGAACGGAAGUCGAGCAUUGGUCACAACCGGUGACUGUUUCAAAGUAGUCGGAAGUGCCGCGAUUGCUCGUCGUUUGGAAUAAAUUCACCGGUGAAUCCCAGCGUAUUAUCUGCACGUAACAGGCAGCGGGGCUCGGCAAGUCGCCAGGUACAACGGCAACAGCGGGAGUUUAUCGCGCGACAUGUUUUGUUCAAUUCAAUUGCCUUCGAACUAUUCUGUAUACCUCACUAACGGGACCUAUAUAGCGCCGCCGUCUAUUCUGGCUGCUAAUCAAAGGGGAACGCGAUAGGAUCCUUUGGGCGCAUUCCAUUCAUAAUGUCUCUCAAUUAAUCGUGUAGUUACCAGAGCUGAUCGAGUGUCCUAGAAGCGGCAACAUUAAUGGAUCAAAUAUGAUUUCAUUUGUACGGCCAAUUUAGUUCCUGUUCACCUCAGAAGUAGUACACUAUCGUCUAAAAGCUUCGAACUGCUGCUUCACGUUUUACUGUUCUUACCAGUUCACAGUGAAAAAUUGUUAGUUAAUUAUUGGUAUCUUUAAACAUUGGUAAUUUUAGUAACGUGUUUCUCAAAUUUCAAGUUUUGAUAAAUAAUUCAAUAGUUCGAAAUAAUGGUAGAAUAAUUGAAAUUUCGGUAACGACGUGUACAAUAAUUAUAAAACGAUACGUCAUUUCAGCGCGAUCGUUGAAUCGAGCAACAACGCGAUUCAUUGAGAAGCAUCACACGCGAGACGCGACAUUCGUAUGCACACGGCCAUCCAUUAAAUGUGAACAGAAGCGAGAAAAGGAGACGAGGAGAAGCGGGAGAGAAUCGAGAAGAAUGUCGGGGCAUGUUUUGUAUCUCGUACGGGCACCGACGAAAAAGAUACGUGGAACUAAUCGAGCAGCGCCGAUGCACGCAUCGUUAAGAGACCCAUAGAGGAUCAAUCGUGCUUGUCGACUGUGCUUGACAAUCCAUAAUUGUCUGUUGUCUGUGCGUUCCGAAUACAGAUGGAACAAUGCUUGAAGCUUCAGUAUGUGUCCUAUAAAGGCACUAGAUGUCUCGGAGUAAUUCUCGCAUUGAGUACAGUCAAUAGACUCUAAUAAUUAACUUCUUUAACAUACUCGAACAAACCACUACCUUAUACGAUCACUUUCUACUCUUCUUAUUAACACCGUUUACAUUUCGAUUUGACGAAUUUUAAAUUUCAUAAAUAUUAUUUCUCCGUAACUUAUGGAAUAUGCCGAUAAUUGAUAAAAUCAUAUGAUUGCGUACACUGAUUCAUCGUUCUCGUUUAAUCAGUUAAAAAUCAUUCUUAAAUUUAAACUGAAACUAAAAUUUUAACUUUAAUUUGAUAUUUAAUUUUUAAAUUUAAAUAUAUAUUUCAAAUUUGAAUUUUAUUUCACAGGUUAAUACAGAUCGUUAAUCUAAAAGGUUGAUUAAGUUAAAAUAAAAGCGUUCCAUUAAGCAUGUUGCAGCAUGAAUGAUGACAUCCUCGUCAAUUGUUCCAACGUUUACGUUUUCUGUACGUUUACAAGUGACCAACAGAUUUCCGUAUCGAGAGAGUCAUUUCUUCAAAUACUUUUGAACGUUGACGAGCUCGUCGGAUCGUUUACGGGUCGUUUCCCGUGCGAGCGCCUGGCGUCCACACAAUUGUAGAAUUAAACGAGCGAUUUAUAGCGCGAGAGAUUUAUGAAUUGUGCGCAUUACGGUUGAGUGCGAGAGUCGGAUGAGAAACGAUUGUAAGCAG
Molecule: messenger RNA, 17471 nt
Organism: Nomia melanderi (Alkali bee)
Lineage: Eukaryota; Metazoa; Arthropoda; Insecta; Hymenoptera; Halictidae
Source: RefSeq, a predicted model, not a curated record